This is a messenger RNA of Capra hircus (goat), 1961 nucleotides long. RefSeq names its product heat shock transcription factor 4 (gene HSF4). Gene Ontology annotation, biological process: regulation of DNA-templated transcription. The transcript is spliced from 13 exons. The record is from RefSeq and is a predicted model, not a curated record. NCBI's taxonomy places the organism in Eukaryota, Metazoa, Chordata, Mammalia, Artiodactyla, Bovidae. Gene Ontology annotation, molecular function: DNA-binding transcription factor activity; sequence-specific DNA binding. Bases 242 to 1624 code for a protein of 460 amino acids.
UCAGGUCUCCCUCCCUCCUGCACCCUGCCCCCACGCACAUCCGAUCCCAUACUGCCCUUUCGGUCCGCUGGUGGUGCGGCCGCGGCCAGAGCCCCGCCCCGCCAGUUCGCACGUGGCCCCCGCCUGACCCGGCGCCGGGAGGCGGAGUAGGGCGGGGCAGGCGGCAAACGCAGCACUUUCCGCGGCUUUGACAAGCCCGCGGCGGCCGGGCCCGAGCGCUUAACGAGGCCGAGACUGCGCCAUGCAGGAAGCGCCGGCCGCGCUGCCCACGGAGCCGGGCCCCAGCCCAGUGCCUGCCUUCCUCGGCAAGUUAUGGGCGCUGGUGGGCGACCCGGGCACCGACCACCUGAUCCGCUGGAGCCCGAGCGGCACCAGCUUCCUCGUGAGCGACCAGAGCCGCUUCGCCAAGGAGGUGCUGCCCCAAUACUUCAAGCACAGCAACAUGGCAAGCUUCGUGCGGCAACUCAAUAUGUACGGUUUUCGGAAGGUGGUGAGCAUCGAGCAGGGUGGCCUGCUGAGACCCGAACGGGAUCACGUCGAGUUCCAGCACCCGAGCUUCGUACGCGGCCGAGAGCAACUGCUGGAACGCGUGCGCCGCAAGGUGCCCGCGCUGCGCGGCGACGACGGCCGCUGGCGCCCCGAGGACCUGGGCCGGCUGCUGGGCGAGGUGCAGGCUUUUCGGGGAGUGCAGGAGAGCACCGAGGCGCGGCUGCGGGAACUCAGGCAGCAGAACGAGAUCCUGUGGAGGGAGGUGGUCACGCUGCGGCAGAGCCACGGUCAACAGCAUCGGGUCAUCGGCAAGUUGAUCCAGUGCCUCUUUGGGCCACUUCAGGCUGGGUCUGGCAGCGCAGGAGCUAAGAGGAAGCUGUCGCUGAUGCUGGAUGAGGGGUGCCCAACGCCAGCCAAAUUCAACGCCUGCCCCUUACCUGGUGCCCUCCUGCAGGACCCCUACUUUAUCCAGUCGCCCCUCCCGGAGACCACGCUGGGCCUCAGCAGCCCUCACAGGGCCAGGGGCCCCAUCAUCUCCGACCUCCCGGAAGACUCUCCUUCCCCUGAAGGAACCAGGCUUUCCCCCUCCAGUGGUGGCAGGAGGGAGAAGGGCCUGGCACUGCUCAAAGAAGAGCCAGCCAGCCCAGGGGGGGAAGGCGAGGCCGGGCUGGCCCUGGCCCCAAACGAGUGUGACUUCUGCGUGACAGCACCCCCACCGCUGCCUGUGGCUGUGGUGCAGGCCAUCCUGGAGGGGAAGGGGAGCUUCAGCCCUGAGGGGCCCAGGAAUGCCCAACAGCCUGAACCAAGAGGCCCCAGGGAGGUUCCUGACAGGGGCCCUCUUGACCUGGAGAGGGGAGCCCGGAGCCCAGACAGUCUGCUGCCUCCAGUGCUGCUUCGGGCCCCCCCUGAAAGUGUGGAGCCCGCAGGGCCACUGGAUGUGCUGGGCCCCAGCCUCCAAGGGCGGGAAUGGACUCUGAUGGACUUAGACAUGGAGCUGUCCCUGUUGCAGCCCUUGGUUCCAGAGAAGGGUGAGACUGAGCUGGCAGUUAAGGGGUUAAAUUCUCCAUGCCCAGAGGGCAAGGCGAGUGAAGCUCUCCUUCCCCGAAGAAAGGAGAUGCCCGUCUCUCCCUGCUGAGUACAGCCCCGCUUCUCCUAGGAAAGGACUCCACACUCGGGGCACCACUCCUGCUGGACAUCCCAGCGUCUUUAGGAGGCCCAGCCCUCAGCCUGCCUGGAGCUUUAACCAUUUACAGCAGCCCUGAGAGCCGGGCCUCCUACCUGGGCGCGGGAGACAACCCCUCCCCUUGAGACACCCUCCACACCGAAGCCAGCCCUACUGAGGGGCUGGCCGGCAGUAGCACGCCCCGCUCGGCUUCCUUGAGCCCCCUGGUGGACUCUGAGUGAAGCCCCAGUUACUUGGCAGCCCCUCUCCAUUCCCGAGUCCUGCAUAAAACCGCAUUUUUUUCCCUGUG